Messenger RNA from Penicillium diatomitis, 309 nucleotides. RefSeq lists its product as uncharacterized. The record is from RefSeq and is a predicted model, not a curated record. The transcript has 2 exons. The coding region runs from base 1 to 309 and encodes 102 amino acids. NCBI's taxonomy places the organism in Eukaryota, Fungi, Ascomycota, Eurotiomycetes, Eurotiales, Aspergillaceae.
AUGUCAUCCAUCCUCGGCUCAAUCAAAGACCUCAUCACCUCGGUCUUCGAGGUGAUCUUCUCCGUCUUCCACGGCGCCUUCGAUCUAGUUUCCAACUUCGUCGCCGGCCUGUUCCAGACUAUCAUCGGCUUCUUCCACAUGGCUCUCUCGACCGUAGGAAAUGUCUUUGAAACCGCGGGCGACGUGGGUAAAUUCGUUGCAAGCAACGUCGUGGUGAUUGCGCUCAUAGCCGCUGGCGUCUUCGGGUACCUGCAAUAUCAGGCACGUCAGGGCCGUCCCGUCAAAGUCGGGGACAAAAAGUUGAACUAG